AUGGAUCAGGAUGGCAAUCAGCAGCUCGGACAGUCGCGGAUCCUGGCUCUGCAAACGUCUAAGGAAAUUGAUGAUGUCUAUGAAAAAUAUAAGAAAAAAGAUGAUUUAAAUCAGAAGAAACGUCUACAGCAGCUUCUCCAGAGAGCACUAAUUAGUAGUCAAGAACUGGGAGAUGAAAAAAUACAGAUUGUUACACAAAUGCUCGAAUUGGUGGAAAAUCGGGCAAGACAAAUGGAGUUACAUUCACAGUGUUUCCAAGAUCCUGCUGAAAGUGAACGAGCCUCAGAUAAAGCAAAGAUGGAUUCCAGCCAACCAGAAAGAUCUUCAAGAAGACCCUGCAGACAGCGGACCCGUGAAAGCCAUGAUUUAUGUCACAUGGCAAAUGGGACUGAAGACUGUGAUGAUCAGCCAUCUAAAGAAAAGAAAUCCAAGUCAGCAAAGAAAAAGAAACGCUCCAAGGCCAAGCAGGAAAGGGAAGCUUCACCUGUUGAGUUUGCAGUAGACCCUAAUGAACCUACAUACUGCUUCUGCAACCAAGUGUCUUAUGGGGAGAUGAUAGGAUGUGACAAUGAACAGUGUCCAAUUGAAUGGUUUCACUUUUCAUAUGUUUCACUUACCUAUAAACCAAAGGGGACAUGGUAUUGCCCAAAGUGCAGGGGAGAUAAUGAGAAAACCAUGGACAAAAGUACUGAAAAGACAAAAAAGGAUAGAAGAUCGAGGUAGUAAAGGCCAUCCACAUUUUAAAGAGUUAUUUGUGUUUUAUAUAAUUCAUUUACUUUCAGAAGAUGUUUUAGGGUAAAUGCAUAAGACCAUGCAAUAAUUUUUAAUCAUUAGUAUUAAUGGUGUAUUAAAAGUUGUACUUUAAAAAAAAAAUACAAAGAAUGGACUAACACAUGUGACAAAGCCUGACGCUGCACUGAGGCAGCCCUACUGGCAGCACUCU
Symphalangus syndactylus (siamang) is the source of this 943-nucleotide messenger RNA. Its product is annotated as inhibitor of growth protein 2-like. The record is from RefSeq and is a predicted model, not a curated record. Lineage: Eukaryota; Metazoa; Chordata; Mammalia; Primates; Hylobatidae. Gene Ontology annotation, cellular component: nucleus. Gene Ontology annotation, biological process: positive regulation of DNA-templated transcription.